Glossina fuscipes is the source of this 3762-nucleotide messenger RNA. It is a transcript of the gene Dh31-R, whose product is annotated as calcitonin gene-related peptide type 1 receptor. Gene Ontology annotation, cellular component: plasma membrane. Gene Ontology annotation, molecular function: calcitonin receptor activity. Bases 1637 to 2917 code for a protein of 426 amino acids. Gene Ontology annotation, biological process: adenylate cyclase-modulating G protein-coupled receptor signaling pathway; cell surface receptor signaling pathway. NCBI's taxonomy places the organism in Eukaryota, Metazoa, Arthropoda, Insecta, Diptera, Glossinidae. The transcript has 12 exons. The record is from RefSeq and is a predicted model, not a curated record.
AAUUCCACAGCGUUUUCAUUGAGAAGCUCAACAGUCAUACUAAAUAUUGACGGAUGCGUUUUACAUUUACUUAAGCGUCUGAAGUAAAAUUAAAGCUGAAGCAUCUAUAGUUAAAGACCAUGUAGAGAAUAGAUUUCUUUUACUUUUUGCAGUUGGAAAUAUUUUGGACGAUCUAUACGGCAUGUUUUCUCAAGUGUAUUCCGAAAUGUUUAGGUUGAUAAGUAAAGUUGGCAUAAAAGAACUUGGAAGUUGACUUAAGAAGUUAGUUGUAUUUUAAAUAUGUAAAGAAACCCGUGUUAAGGAUGGAAUAGGAAUAACUAAAAAAAGAAACCUGCCUAGAAAAAACGAUAUUUUGUUCCACAUGUUAAACUCUUUGCGAUUUAUAAAAAAAAAAUUAAAAAGAUCUAAAAACGGAAAAGAUGUUUAUGGCUAAGCCAUUCUAUAUAGUGCACUCGUUGUGAUAUACCCUAAUGUUUAUUUAUAGAACAGCUAAAACGAUCUGAAAAAAUCUCUCAUAUACGAAUGCCUUAAAAUACCAACCGAUAGUGUCUGGGUAGAUUAAGGCAGGUCUGUCUAUCUGUCCGUUCAAUGUCUGUCCAUGUAUUUCUAUGUUCAAGCUACAAUGAUUGAUGAAAUAUAGCAUGUUGGUAUGCUCCGGCCUAAGGACGAGUACUAUUGAAAAUAGGUUUGGUUUUUCACAACUACUCCUUCUAUAAUAUAACGCCCCGUUUUGAAACUAUUCAAUGGCAUGCUAGGAUAAUAAUGGAACAUUAAAAAAACUCUUCGCCGCAGACAAGCAAGGCUUCCUUUUUCGUAACCCUCCCAGGAGAAUGAGGGGCAUAUUUACUUGGCCAAACCGUCUGCAACACGCAGAAGGAAACUAAGCACGCCACAUUUUUGAUCAGCGUUAAGUUAUAAGCCGAUUUAAGCAUGUGUGUAUGUACGUCUGCCUGCGUGAUGUCUGUGGUAAGCAUUCUCCUGCUCGCCAAGAGGAAGCUAUCCGUUUCAAAUUUAGCAGAAACAUUGGAAGUUCUUGCACGAAGCUUGGUAUUGGAAUUGACUCAAACCGUGAAAGGAUACGCCUAUAGGACAACGUAACCUGAGACCAGAUUGGUUAGCAUAACUGCGCGAAGCCCAUGCCCAACAGAAUCUGAAUAAAACGUAGUGGUUAUUAAAAAUCAUCGAAACUGACACUCGAGCAAUAUUUUUACAACAGAUACAGAUACAUAAAUGCGUACGGCGUGUGGCUAUGCAAUGGAUAUAAUUGCAUAGAUGGGUUAAUAUUCUUAACAUAAAUGUACGACAGAGCCCAUAAUUAUCCUGUGUUCUUAUUUCAAUGUGAAAAGGUGACGAUAAAAAAAUUCUGAAAACAUCUAUAAAAAACCCAUCAUUGAUGAUCAUAACUACUGACGUUUAAUAAUUAUCAUACUAAGUAGUAUAAAUAAUAAUAAAAUUUAAGUUGAAACAUGAUUUCAAAAAGCGAAAAGAAAAAAAGCAAAAAUAAAUUUAUAUCAGGUAAAGCACAACAAGAGUGUUCAUAUUGACGUGCGUCUAUCUAUCUCGCCUAACGAUCAUAAGGAUAGAAGAGAAGCUUAAUUUAAAUCUUAAAUCCUAAUAGCUGCAUUAAAGAACUAUAAUGUAUGAUAAUAAAGGAAACAUCAAUAAUAAUAAUAAUAAUCGUAAUAAUCAUACGGAAAACGGUAGCAUUAGCAGCGACAGAACCGCUAAUAGAACUAGUUUUUUCUUCACGAAUCUAUUAGGAGAAGCGGAGUGCAUUGAGCGGCUUAACAGAACAGCAACAAACUUUGAGCCAGGUAAAUACUGUCCGGGCACAUUCGAUGGUUGGCUUUGUUGGCCGGAUACAGCUGCUGGUAGCACAGCCUAUGAGCGUUGUCCUGACUUUGUAACCGGGUUUGAGCCUUCAAGAUAUGCCCAUAAAGAAUGUGGUCAUGAUGGCGAAUGGUUUAGACAUCCGUUAACGAACAAGACAUGGUCUAAUUAUACAAAAUGUGUUAAUAUAGAUGAUUUAGAGUUAAAACAUAGCGUAAAUCUCAUAUACAUAAGCGGAUAUUCUAUAUCGUUAGUGGCAAUUUUACUAUCACUAGCCAUUUUGGGUUAUUUUAAAUCUUUAAGAUGCGCUCGCAUUACUCUUCACAUGAAUCUUUUUAUAUCAUUUGCGGCCAACAAUUCAUUGUGGUUGUUAUGGUAUUUGGUUGUGAUGCCUGAUGCUGCGCUACUACACGACAAUCCGCCGUCUUGCAGAGCUUUACAUAUAGUGUUGCAUUAUUUCCUACUCACAAACUAUUCAUGGAUGUUAUGCGAAGGUUUCUAUUUACACACUGUCCUGGUGGCUGCUUUUAUUUCCGAAAAGAAAUUGGUUAAGUGGCUUAUUGCUUUCGGUUGGGGCGCACCGGCUAUUGUCAUACUUGUGUACGCUUUGGCUCGUGGUUUAGCCGGAACUAUCAAUGAUACUAUGCAUUGUUGGAUGAAUCCUGCAAAUUUCGACAAUAUCUUGGUUGUACCUGUUUGCAUUUUUAUGUUUUUAAACUUAAUAUUCUUGUGCAAUAUUGUGCGCGUAGUUUUGCUGAAAUUGAAUGCGCCAGUCAGCCUACAAGGUAGCUGUGGGCCUUCUCGUACGGUGCUGCAAGCGUUUCGUGCAACGUUACUACUCGUUCCUUUAUUGGGCUUGCAAUACAUAUUAAUACCAUUUCGCCCUCAUCCUGGACAUUCAUGGGAGCAUACGUAUGAGGUUAUAUCAGCAUUUGUAGCCUCUUUUCAGGGAUUAUGUGUCGCGACAUUCUUUUGUUUCUUUAAUAGUGAGGUUAUAGCUCAGGUGAAACGUAAAUGGCGUACGAUGUGCUUCAGCAACCGCCCUAGAGCCAAUUCUUAUACUGCUACUCAGGUCUCGAUGCGUUGAUUGACUUCUUUAAAGUUUUCGCCUUUAAUUGUGCUUUUAAUCGAAGUUUUACUUCAAACAGUUAUUAUGAUUAUAGUUUGUACGAUGCGGUUCGGCGUGUGAAGAGAAAGUAUGACUAAAGGAUUUAUCGGUGGCAUCCAUACGUAAAACUUCUAGUGCGGUUAGCCAUCAUCAUCAUCACUGGCAUCAUCGCCAACAUAGUAUGACAACGACCACAAAAACACGUUCACGGAGCAGCGUUGGAUUUUACCAACAACAACAACAACAUCAAGAACAACAACAAAAUCAAACUGCAUUUAGUAGUAUUUGGAAUUGUUUAAGGAGUAUGCAAUUAUUUCGACGCCACACCGCAGACAGAAGUCACAUAAGUGAACCAUUAAUGGAUGAGAUUGUAACGCUGUCAACAACAUCAGCAAAAACUUUAGAAAGGAACGAUACCACAUCGACAGCAAUAGUUGCAGCAGCAUCAGCAACGACUGCGCAAUCAGCGAUCCCAAUGCCAGAAAAUAGCUCGAUUAACGGCAGCGGGAAUAACUUGCAUAUAAAUUCAUUGACAACAACAGCUUUAAUAAAUACGCAUAGAGAAGAUGACAAUUCAGCCGACAAAGAUGAAAAUAAUCAAAAUCAAUAGGGGAGCAUCCAGUAAUCAGUACCUUAACAAACCACCAAAAACACGCUGUUACAAACCCCUUGCAUAAUUUCAAGUAACACUUACACCUACGAAAACAUAUUUGCUGGCAAAAUUAAAACUGUUCUCAUAUUUGCUCUCAUAAUGAAAAAUAAAUUAAAUUUUUUUUAAGCUGAAAAGUGUUGAAAUUUUUUUUUUUUGAUUGUUGAGUUUCUUU